GGAAUGCAAUGAAUUUAAAUGGAGACGUCAGCUGUCACAUUUCAAUCGCGGCAGUGUCAUUAAGGAGGGUCAAUGCAGCGCUCACCCCAGCUCCCGUUGUCGCGAUAUUACCUUCAAGGUUUAUUGACAAGGUAAUUAGCCAGAUGGGACCCUUGUGGUAGCCAGGCUGAACGGAGGUGCCGCGGCUUUUAUGUCUUCCUCCUGCGGAAGAACACAGCUAUUCACCCCUCGUUUACUAAACCAAACAGUCGCGUGUCUUCGUUUAGCAACGCCGAGCCUGCAGAAGGUUCCCCUGUCUCUCAUUGUUUGGAUGACUGCAGCCACUCAUGGCGCUCAUUCAUGAACCUCGCGCCCCCUCUCCCUCUCUCUCCGGUUUCAACACUCCCCUCUCCGAUCCUCCAUCCUUCCGGCGGCUCGAUGCCGAGACCCCCUGCACCCCGGAAAUGGACCUGACCCCGACCCAGUGCGUCCUUCGCAACGUCCUCUCCAUAGACACCGGGGCGGCGGUGGAGGCCGGGGUCCGGGGGGGGGAGGCGCAGACGGCCGGGCACAGCCAGACGCCGGGAGACGAACAACAGGAGCACUUUGCCAACAGCGUCCUGAAGCUCCACGACCACGACGGCAGCCCUGGAAGGACCGAGGGAGAGCGGCAGGAGUCGGACACCAGCGCCGUGAGGAGCCAGGCGGACGACGCCAGGCUUCAGUGCCAGUCCACCGGAGGGGGAGGGGGGUUUCUGGAGGGGCUCUUCGGGUGUCUGCGGCCAGUCUGGACCAUGAUUGGCAAAGCCUACUCCACGGAGCACAAGCACGACCUGGACGAAGCAUGGGAGGUCCCGUUUGAGGAGAUAUCAGACCUGCAGUGGGUGGGCAGCGGAGCCCAGGGCGCCGUCUUCCUGGGGAAACUGCACGGACAGGAAGUGGCAGUGAAGAAAGUGAGAAACAUCAAGGAGACGGACAUCAAGCACCUGCGCAAGCUCAAACACCCCAACAUCAUCACAUUCAAGGGUAUUUGUACUCAGGCUCCAUGUUACUGCAUUAUCAUGGAGUACUGUGCCCAGGGACAGCUGUAUGAGGUGCUGCGGGCCGGCAGGAAGAUCACGCCGUCGCUGCUGAUGGACUGGGCCAUGGGCAUCGCUGGCGGCAUGAAUUACCUUCACCUCCACAAGAUCAUCCACAGAGACCUCAAGUCGCCAAACAUCCUGAUCACGUACGACGACGCGGUGAAGAUCUCUGACUUCGGCACGUCCAAGGAGCUCAGUGACAAGAGCACCAAGAUGUCGUUCGCCGGGACGGUGGCCUGGAUGGCGCCGGAGGUCAUCCGCAACGAGCCCGUCUCAGAGAAGGUGGAUAUUUGGUCGUUCGGCGUUGUGCUGUGGGAGAUGCUGACAGGAGAGGUGCCCUAUAAGGACGUGGACUCCUCCGCCAUCAUCUGGGGAGUGGGAAAUAACAGCCUGCAGCUGCCGGUGCCCGAUAGCUGUCCAGAGAGCUUCAAACUGCUCCUGAGGCAGUGCUGGAACUGCAAACCAAGAAACAGGCCGUCCUUCCGACAGAUUCUGCUGCAUCUGGACAUUGCCUCGGCGGACAUGUUGUCCACGCCACAGGAAACAUACUUUCAGUCUCAGGUGGAGUGGAGAGACGAGGUGAGGCACCACUUUGAGAAGAUCAAGUCUGAGGGCACGUGUCUUCACAGGCUGGAUGAGGAGCUGAUCAAACGACGCAGGGAGGAACUCAGACACGCACUGGACAUCCGAGAGCACUAUGAGAGGAAACUUGAGAGAGCCAACAACCUCUACAUGGAGCUCAACGCCAUCAUGCUGCAGCUGGAGAUUAAAGAGAAGGAGCUGCUCAAGAGGGAACAGUCGCUGGACAAGAAAUACCCAGGCUGCUUCAAGCACCACAGCUCCAGACAGUCGACGUCCUCCAACUCCAUGGAGAAGCUCAUGAAGAAACGCAACAUACCUCAGAAGCUGCCGUCGCACAGCAAGAGGCCAGACUUACUGAAGUCAGAGGUCAUCCUCCCCAAACUGGACUCUUCCAUGACGCAGGUCACGAUCCCCAACAAAGGCUCCACGUCCCCUGGACGCUCACGUCGAGGAAAGCCCCGCUACAGGAAGGCUGGGAAGGGCAGCAGCGGGGACCUGGCUCAGCUGAAGGCCACCCUCUCUUCAUCUUUAGCAAUGGUGAAUGCCACCUCAUCUGUUCCCAGCAGCAAGCACCACCUAGACCCCAGCGCAGCUCUCCGAGGCCUGCAGCAUGACCUGCUGCUCAAGAAGAUGUCCUCCUCCAGCCCCGACCUCAUAUCAACCACCCUGGAGGCCGAAGGCCGGAGGAAGGGCCAAGUGAGGCCGGGGCUGGAUAGAGCCGGCAGCCAGAGUGCCUCCGCCGGGCUGGGGGAGAGCGGGACUGGAGAACCAGAGGAGGGGCCGGAUGUGGGUGUCGGUCCCGAUGACCUGGCAGAAACGCCUCCACGCAGUGACACGCCCAGCGAAGACGCAGCUUCGGUCCCGUUCUCCAGCAGCCCCGACUCUCCUUGUGGCAGGGGGGCGACUGCAGGCAGGGCGUCCGUGCUCGGGCCCCCCCGGGCGCCCCAUGAGGGUGAGGAGAAGGAGGAGGGGAUGGUGAUAACGCGCUCCCCCAGAAGCCAGAGACUCACGCCUGCGGCGCUGUUGUACAGGGCGGCGGUCACGCGGAGUCAGAGGCGCGGCGUGUCUUCAGAGGAAGAAGAAGGAGAGGUGGACAGCGAGGUGGAGUUGCCGAGGAGACGGCGCACCGUUAGCAUGACCAAGUGCCAGUCCCUGUCCACCUUCAGCUCAGAGAACCUGUCGGUCUCCGACGGCGAGGAGGGAAACACCACCGACCACUCGCACAGCGGCACGCCGGACGUCGUCAGCACCAACACCGACGAGCGCCUGGACGACAAGAGCGACGAUCUGCUGUCUCAGGGCUCCGAGAUCCCCGCCGACCCGUCUGACCCGACCCAGCUGGGCUCGGACGGGUUGUCUGAGAAGGAGGCUGCUCUGAGACACGUGAAGACGCAGCUCAGUACAAAUGAACAAAACUACGAGGGCCUGUACGAUGACUCGGACUGUGACAGCGCAGAGCUGGACCAUUCAGGCAGUGCAGAGCCCAGCCAGCCUCCAGCCAACUGGUGAAAACACGGCACCUCAGCCCACUCAGACAACUGCAGAUGUGACCUCUGAUGCUGCCUCUUGUGUGGACAUUAAAAAGCUCUGGGUCAUGGUCAGGGACGUUGCAGAGAAAAAGGAAAUGAAGGUCUGCCUCAAUCACAUAAGGAACAUAAGACACAAGGAAAAAAAAUCUUUUAUCGUGGAAAUACACAUGAGAUAAACGCAUCACGUGGAUGUGAGCCUGAAUCGGAGCACUACAAGGCCACAGCAGCUGCCUCCUCCUUUCCCUCAAUAGCAACUGACCUAGGAUCAGCUUUGCAAAAACCCAUUAAAUGACACCUCAGUGACAUGAGCCUCAGGCAAGGAGGCCUUGACUUUCUUUUAAUUUGGAAUUUUAUAUCAUAAAUGUGUCGUGUCAUUUCACACGGUGUCAUAUGUGAAUGUGUGAUUCGUAUCAGGGCUUCCGUUACACGUCAACGUGUCAUAGGUUAACAUUGCUGUUACAGCCCCUGAUAAUGCAGCUUGCACUUAUUUUUUUUUCUGACCAUCAUUGUAUCAUAUUGUCUCUAAUUUUAUGCACUGACUUAUUUAUAGUUCAUUUACAGCUAAUUAAUGACGUUUUAAAAGCAACUUUUCCAUUUACAUUAAUUUAUAAUUGCGACAUGGAUUUUGUUGCCGUUUUCUACUUCUGUGUUUUAUUACCAGUGUAAAUAUGUGAUGUACAAUGAACAAAUUUUUAAAACGUGAGAUUGUAUAAUUUAAAGGUGCUGAUGUUUUUGAUCGGGCGGCAUUGCGCUAUUUGAAUCUCCAAAAACUCACAGUAGUAGAAUGUACUGUAGUUGCUGCUCACGGGUGAGCAUCAAAACACAGACAGCAGAGCAGCAGCAUAUGAACAAAGAAACAGCAAUAUGUCUGCGCUGCUACCGUAUGACCCGUCAUGUCACAGAUGUGGCUUCAUUCAGGAAAAACAUGCUUUUAUUGCAUGCAUUAUAAUGUUUGUUUAUUUCCUUUUCUGAGCAUCAGAACAGCUUUAUUGUGAUAAAGGUGUAUGUAUAUAUAUAUAUAUAUAUAUAUAUA
This is a messenger RNA of Betta splendens (Siamese fighting fish), 4205 nucleotides long. Its product is annotated as mitogen-activated protein kinase kinase kinase 12-like. Bases 327 to 3152 code for a protein of 941 amino acids. The transcript is spliced from 14 exons. The record is from RefSeq and is a predicted model, not a curated record. Gene Ontology annotation, molecular function: JUN kinase kinase kinase activity; ATP binding. Gene Ontology annotation, biological process: JNK cascade; protein autophosphorylation. NCBI's taxonomy places the organism in Eukaryota, Metazoa, Chordata, Actinopteri, Anabantiformes, Osphronemidae.